Messenger RNA from Benincasa hispida (wax gourd), 3200 nucleotides. RefSeq lists its product as uncharacterized. Lineage: Eukaryota; Viridiplantae; Streptophyta; Magnoliopsida; Cucurbitales; Cucurbitaceae. Gene Ontology annotation, cellular component: chloroplast. Gene Ontology annotation, biological process: guanosine tetraphosphate metabolic process. The record is from RefSeq and is a predicted model, not a curated record.
UAGUCACCUUCUUCCCCAUUAAUUUUCCUGGGAAAAUAUCAGCGAAAUUUCGGAUUACAUUGAGAAUAUUUACAACCAUGGAUUCCCUGUAACUUUCCCAACCACUCACUUUCCUACUCCUCCAAUUGUCAAAUACGGAGAAUCAUCAGCUAGAAUGCGCUCAUGUCAUCUUCGGAGCUCAAGCGCAACCACUGUUUCAACUACUGUGAUGUUUCCUCACAAGUUCUAUUUCCGUUUUUCCCCGAUUUUCCAGCCGAGGGUACUUCGCCGCUCCGUGAAAUUCCGCCGCCUUUUUGAUCGAAUUACUCCUUUGCCUGUUGUUACUGCAUCGAUCAAUUCUGUCAUCGCUUCUGGAAAUAUUAUUGCAGCUGCUGCAGCCGCUGCUUCCGGCUCUGGAUCUGUUCAUGGUGCUGUCACUUCUGCAAUCACGCAUGUUGCUGUUACGGCCGUCGCUAUUGCCUCUGGAGCUUGUCUCUCUACUAAAGUCGAUUUCCUUUGGCCCAAAGUGGAGGAGAAACCAGGUUCUCUUGUAUUGGAUGGAGUUGACGUAACUGGAUAUCUUAUAUUUGAGGAUUCCAAGGUGCAAAAGGCUAUUGAGUUUGCAAAAAAGGCUCAUCAUGGGCAGUUACGGAAAACUGGAGACCCUUAUUUAACUCAUUGCAUCCACACUGGAAGAAUCUUAGCCGCUUUAGUUCCGCCCACCGGUAACAGGGCAAUUGAAACAGUCGUGGCUGGGAUUCUCCAUGACAUAGUUGAUGAUACAUGUCAAAAUUUGCACAACAUAGAAGAAGAAUUUGGUGAUGAAGUAGCCAAGUUGGUGGCUGGUGUCUCCAGGUUAAGUUACGUAAACCAGUUGUUGCGUAGACAUCGCCGAGUAAACGUGAACCAGGGUUCCUUAGGUCAUGAAGAGGCAAAUAAAUUGCGAGUUAUGCUCUUAGGCAUGGUUGAUGAUCCACGUGUUGUGCUCAUCAAGCUUGCAGAUCGUCUUCACAACAUGAGAACCAUUUACGCUUUACCACUGCCUAAGGCUCAAGCUGUUGCACAGGAGACCUUGGUUAUUUGGUGCUCACUUGCUUCUAGAUUGGGUUUAUGGGCACUGAAAGCCGAACUAGAAGAUUUGUGUUUUGCAGUUCUUCAGCCCCAAAUGUUCCUGAAGCUGCGCUCAGAAUUAGCUUCCAUGUGGAUGCCUAGUAGUAGAGCUGGAAGCUUUCGGAAAAUAUCUACCAGAGCUGAACUGCCACCGUUGGAUAAAGGCAGUUCAACUUGUUGUCACAAUAUGCCAAUAACUAUGACUGAUGAGGCCACAAACAUGAAGGAACUUUUGGAAGCUGUUGUACCAUUUGACAUCUUGGCAGACAGAAGAAAACGGACAAGUUAUCUAAAUAAUCUCCAGAAAAGUAUAGACACUUCUAUACAACCAAAAGUCGUGCAAGAUGCUAGGAAUGCUUUAGCAUCUCUGGUGGUUUGUGAAGAAGCAUUAGAACAAGAAUUGAUUAUAUCAGCCUCUUAUGUUCCAGGGAUGGAAGUAACUUUGUCCAGUAGAUUGAAGAGUUUAUAUAGUAUAUACAGCAAGAUGGAACGAAAAGAUAUCAGUAUCGAUAAGGUAUAUGAUGCCCGAGCAUUAAGGGUAGUUGUCGGGGACAAGAAUGGAACUCUACAUGGACCUGCUGUUCAGUGUUGUUACAGUCUUCUCAAUACUGUACACAAGUUAUGGUCCCCCAUUGAUGGUGAAUUUGAUGAUUACAUUGUUAACCCAAAGCCUAGUGGUUACCAGUCUCUGCACACUGCAGUAUUAGGUCCGGAUAACUCACCUUUGGAAGUACAAAUAAGAACACAGAGGAUGCAUGAAUAUGCUGAACAUGGACUUGCUGCACAUUGGCUUUACAAGGAAAACGGAAACAAAAACCCGUCGUUAAGCAGCAAAAAUGAAUCUGAAAGAGACGUAUCUCGGUAUUUCUCUGAUUCAGAGUUCCAGAAUUCGAGUGAAGAUGAUUCUCAUAAGUAUGGUUUUCUCAAAGCUGGCCAUCCAGUUCUUAGAGUGGAAGGAAGUCACUUGCUUGCUGCUGUUAUUAUUAGAGUGGAUGAGGACGGAAGGGAACUGCUUGUUGCUGUGAGCUUUGGACUUGCAGCUUCUGAAGCCGUGGCUGACCGAAGAUCUUCGUUCCAAAUAAAGCGCUGGGAGGCUUAUGCUAGAUUAUACAAAAAGGUGUCUGACGAAUGGUGGUGUGAACCAGGUCAUGGGGAUUGGUGUACUUGUCUAGAGAAGUAUACGUUCUGUCGGGAUGGUAUGUACCAUAAGCAAGACCAAUUUGGUCGGCUACUUCCAACCUUCAUUCAGGUCAUUGAUUUUACAGAGCGGGAAGAAUUCGAAUAUUGGGCCAUAAUGUCUGCCAUCUCUGAGGGCAAACAGGUAGACACUCCUACAUCUAGGACAAGUUCAGACUCCGUCACAUCAAUCUCCACCGACGCUAGCAUCAAUACGAAGGUACAUUUUCUAAGGACUAUGCUUCAAUGGGAGGAGCAAAUACUUAGUGAAGCUAGUAAUUUUAGACAGGCAAAACAGGGAGGAGAGUAUUAUGUUUGUCGAAGCUCCGUCGCGCUUGAGGAAGUGGUAAUCGUUUGCUGGCCCCUUGGUGAGAUAAUGAGGUUAAGAUCUGGUAGCACCGCCGCAGAUGCCGCUAGAAGAGUUGGAUCUGAGGGUAGGCUGGUUUUGAUUAAUGGUUUGCCGGUAUUACCCAGUACUGAAUUGAAAGAUGGAGAUGUAGUUGAAGUGAGAGUGUAAAUAAUUCUUCAAUUGUACAGUUAGAUCAAUGGGGUGAAAAUGAAGAUGUGGUCUAGUGCAUUGCAGGUUUAUGUGAAUAUUAGUGGUCAUUUAGGGUAGGGAAUAGUUGGAAAAUUUUCAUCAUUGGUGAAUAUUACUUGAUAAUCAUACUACCUUCGGGUGACAAAUUUAUAGAUGCCAGGAAAAGGAAAGGUUUUCAGCUUUGAAAGCAACAGAAGCCGCAAUGUAUGCUUAUGGCCUCUUUGAUAGGCAAGCGAAUGGAGCUUGGUUGUUGCAAAUGCUUUAUUGGAACUUCGAAGUUCGGAGUUUUCAGUACUUUCACUGUAAUUCAAUUAUUACAUGAAUCACACAAAUGAUUGUCAAAUCGAGGUACAGAUUUACGGUUCAAUCUUUUUAUCUCACAAUUAUUUAAUUAAAA